Messenger RNA from Komagataella phaffii GS115, 2355 nucleotides. Its product is annotated as RNA helicase in the DEAD-box family, necessary for prespliceosome formation. Bases 1 to 2355 code for a protein of 784 amino acids. Lineage: Eukaryota; Fungi; Ascomycota; Pichiomycetes; Pichiales; Pichiaceae. The transcript has a single exon. Gene Ontology annotation, molecular function: RNA helicase activity; nucleic acid binding; ATP binding. The record is from RefSeq and is a predicted model, not a curated record.
AUGGAACUUUCUUUGGAAGAAAAGAAAAGAAAGAGGUUAGAGAAGUUGGCUCUUUGGAAGAAGAAAAAGGAGAAGGAAGAGCAGGAAAAGAAUGUAAAAAAUUCCCAAAUUGAGGAACCUCCUAUAAAGAAAGUGAAGGGGUUUGCUAUUAAAAAGCACAAUCAACCAGCGAGACAAAUUAAGAGAAACGCAAAAGGUUUGAGGCUUUUUACUGAUCAGGGUGAAGAGAGUGAACUAAAGAAAAAGACCCCUUUGCUUGUCAAUGGAAUUCAGAAUUCUAAAAAAGGCUCCAACCAUGACAAAGAACCGGAGACUGAUCUGGAUUCUCUCUUAGAUGAGCUGAAAUCUAAUCCACAUAAACUUGUCACCAAAAAUCAAAAGACGCAGAACGUCAUCAUAGAAGAGACACAAGAAGAUGACGCAUCGUUCUAUGAUUCCCAAGAUGAUGCUCAAGCAUUACUGGAAACGUUGAAGAACAAGAAUAAGAAAGUUAUCAAAUUCAUUGAACCAAGUACUGAACCUUUUGAGAAACAGUUUUACACGGAGCCUGAAAGUAUUUCCUCUUUACCAGAGACGGAUGUUCAAGCAAUAAGAGCAAUUCAUAAUAUAAAAAUAAGAGGCAAGCAUAUUCAACGCCCAAUUACUGAAUGGUGCCAGCUGGCUCUACCACAACAGUUCAUGUCAGUAAUUGAAGAUUUAAAAUAUGAGGCUCCUACGCCAAUACAAUCGGAAGCAUUACCGAACUUAAUGUCCGGAAAAGAUCUGAUUGGAAUUGCCAAAACAGGAUCUGGAAAGACUCUGGCUUUCCUACUUCCAAUGUUUCGUCAGAUCAUCUCUCAGCCAGAUCCAGAAUCUGGGGAAGGUCCUAUUGGAGUUAUUCUAACACCAACUAGGGAACUUGCCCUUCAAAUAUUCAAAGAAUGUAAACCGUUCAUGAAAUCUUUGAACUUGAAGGGUAUAUGUGUGUACGGAGGUGCAUCCAUUAGUCAACAGAUAUCUGACAUAAAAAAACGGGUUCAUUUUGCGGUAUGUACGCCUGGAAGAUUGAUAGAUCUCCUUACUGCUAAUAGUGGGAGAGUCACUAACCUUAGUCGUACGUCGUAUCUGGUCUUGGACGAAGCUGAUAGAAUGUUUGACAUGGGAUUUGAACCUCAAGUUAUGAAAAUCAUUCCUAAUACGAGACCUGACAGGCAGACGUUGGUAUUCUCUGCAACUUUUCCACCUAAGAUGGAGGCGUUAGCAAAAAAAGUACUGAAUAAUCCCCUCGAGGUUAUUGUUGGAGAGAAAUCUGUGGUAGCUGACACUAUCACUCAAAAAGUUUUCGUGAUUGAUCCACAAGAACGGUUUAGCAAAUUGUUAGAAUUGCUCGGAACAUUCAAGAGUAAAGAUCCCACUGGUAAAGUAUUAGUUUUUGUAGAGAGGCAAGAUUCUGCGGAUGUCUUACUGACUAACUUACUGAAAAGAGGCUACAACGCCCAGUCCUUACAUGGAGGAAAAGAACAAAUGGAUAGAGAUUUUAUUAUUCAGGAUUUCAAAACAGGAAAUUCUGAUAUACUGGUAGCCACAUCAGUGGCUGCUAGAGGCUUGGAUGUGAAGAGAUUGAAUCUUGUAAUAAACUAUGAUAGUCCAAAUCACAUGGAAGAUUAUGUUCAUAGAGUCGGUAGAACUGGUCGAGCCGGAAGUACAGGUGAGGCGGUGACCUUUUUAACCGCAAAAGACUAUAGAGCUGCCUAUGAUGUUUCUAGAGCUCUUAAAGUCAGUAAACAGUUAGUCCCAGACAAUGUUCAGGCUGUAGCCAACGUUUUUAUUGAACAAUUAAAGACAGGCUCAGCUAAAAGAGGGUCUGGAUACGGUGGGAAAGGUCUUGAGAAGCUACAAGAAGAAAGGGAGCUAAAAAGACAACUAGAAAAGACUACAUAUGGAGAUGAAGUGGCAACUGCAGACCCCAAAAAGGAAAACACACAUGGUGCAACUGCAACUCCACCUCCUUUGGAUCAACCCGUGGAGGAAUUCAAGGUAGUAUUUGGUAGCGAGCCAUCAGGUAAUGGUACUACUCAAUUUCAUGCUACGAUUGAAAUCAACGACUUACCCCAACAGGUUCGCUGGACCAUGACCAACAGAGUGAACAUAUCCGAUAUCAUUGAAGCUUCUAACGCCUCAAUCACAUCUAAAGGUAGAUUCUACCCUACAGGUAAGGCACCUUCAGAGGGUGAGGAUCCGAAACUUUACCUUCUUAUUGAAGCUGAUUCUGAGGCAUCUGUAAAUAAAGCCGUGUCUCUUUUCAAAGGAAAAAUGAUAGAAGCUCUCUUACAGGAAACUAAAGAUAAAUCAAAGGGAAGAUACACUAUUACAUAG